AUGGAGGAGGUGAUGGAGGAGGUGAUGGAGGAGGUGAUGGAGGAGGUGAUGGGGGAGGUGAUGGAGGAGGGGAUGGAGGAGGGGAUGGAGGAGGUGAUGGAAAAAGUGAUGGAGGAGGUGAUGGAGGAGGGGAUGGAGGAGGGGAUGGAGGAGGUGAUGGAAGAAGUGAUGGAGGAGGUGAUGGAGGAGGGGAUGGAGGAGGAGGUGAUGGAGGAGGGGAUGGAGGAGGUGAUGGAGGAGGUGAUGGAGGAGGUGAUGGAGGAGGUGAUGGGGGAGGUGAUGGGGGAGGUGAUGGAGGAGGGGAUGGAGAAGGGGAUGGAGGAGGUGAUGGAGGAGGGGAUGGAGGAGGUGAUGGAGGAGGGGAUGGAGGAGGUGAUGAGGAGGUGA
Messenger RNA from Knipowitschia caucasica, 387 nucleotides. NCBI's taxonomy places the organism in Eukaryota, Metazoa, Chordata, Actinopteri, Gobiiformes, Gobiidae. The record is from the annotation of a GenBank genome assembly.